This is a messenger RNA of Hipposideros armiger (great roundleaf bat), 1441 nucleotides long. RefSeq names its product biogenesis of lysosomal organelles complex 1 subunit 4 (gene BLOC1S4). Lineage: Eukaryota; Metazoa; Chordata; Mammalia; Chiroptera; Hipposideridae. The coding region runs from base 79 to 732 and encodes 217 amino acids. The record is from RefSeq and is a predicted model, not a curated record. The transcript has a single exon. Gene Ontology annotation, cellular component: BLOC-1 complex.
GCUUGCGUGCUGUGCGAGCGCGUGCGCGUGCGCGCGCGGAGGGCGGAAGUGGGCUGGUAACCCCGGCCGUCUCGGGCCAUGGAGGGUCCCCCGGCGAGUCGUGAGCUGUCUCGCGAGGGAUCGGCGGAGGAGGCCGAGCCCCAGGGCGCCGCCUGGAGCGCGGACAGCGGCAACGUGUCCCAGAGCCACAGCAGCGCCUCGGUGCCGUGGGAGGACGAGGGCCCGGAGCCGGGCGCGCCUGGCCGCGACCUGCCGCUGCUGCGCCGCGCCGCCGCGGGCUACUCCGCCUGCCUGCUGCCUGGAGCGGAGGCGCGGCUGGAGGUCGAGGCCCUGGACGCGAGCCUGGAGGACCUGCUCACGAGGGUGGACGAGUUCGUGGGCAUGCUGGACAUGCUGCGGGGCGACUCCUCCCAUGUGGUCAGCGAGGGCGUGCCUCGCAUUUACGCGAAAGCCACCGAGAUGCGGCAGGUGUACAGCAAGAUCGACAGACUUGAGGCCUUCGUCCGGAUGAUUGGCACCAGCGUGGCCAGAAUGGAGGAGCAAGUCGCCAGGGCGGAGGCCGAGCUGGGGACUUUCCCCAGUACAUUCAGAAAACUGCUGCACACAAUUCAAGUGCCCUCUAUCUUCAACAAGGGGCCCUCCAGCAGGCCCCAGCAGGCCCGCUACGAACCCCCUGUCCUGUUUCGGACCGAGGACCACUUUCCCUGUUGCAGCGAGAGACCUCAGAUCUGAGUCAGCCGGACAGCGUUGCAAGAGGACGCUGCGAUCUGAGAUUAUCUCGAGUAUUAAUUAAAUCAAUUGGAAAUCCUGUUAAUGGACAUACGAUGUUAGAGUAUGGAAUUUUAAAGUUUAUUAUUUGCACAUUCUGUUUUUCAACUGUCUUCAUUAUUUCACAUAGGAUGUAUGAUUCUGCAUCUUCCAAUGCUAACCUGAAAGCUGCUUAGUGGGGGUCAUCACGAAAGCAAAUGAAUGCACUUAAUCUGCACUGUGGCGGAACUGUUAUUUUUAUGGAUAUUACAGCUCGAAAAAACAGUAUUACCUUUCAAGAGUUAUAUAUUUAUAUACCCUUAAGAGAAACUGCUGAGACCUUAAAACCUUGUUAUUCGACUGUAAUGGUGAUUCAAUUUUCUAUAGCUUACUCUUAGGGUAGAUGGUAAAUUAUUUUACAUUAUAUUACACUUUCCACAUCAUAGAUGGUAAACCGAAGGAAAUCAUGCAACUUCUGAGAAAAUGUAUUGAUUUAUUGCAACCAAUUCUGAAGUCGUAUUAAAAAUAUGACCCCACAAUCUUGUUGGGUUGUCGGAAAAGUCAUGACGCAGAAAAAAUACGUCGUGACUUUUCUAACAACCCAAUAAUUUGCCCACAGCAAACAUGCCUGCAUAUGAUCAACAGCGUUUGGUUUAUAAUUUAAACUAAUAAAAAUUUUACAUUUUUGGUAAAA